Molecule: messenger RNA, 468 nt
Organism: Haliotis rufescens (red abalone)
Lineage: Eukaryota; Metazoa; Mollusca; Gastropoda; Lepetellida; Haliotidae
Exons: 1
Coding region: 1-468 (155 amino acids)
Source: RefSeq, a predicted model, not a curated record
AUGUCAACCUUAACAACCCUUGCCGUGCUGGCCGACAACCCCAGUCAUGCUAUCCACGUCAACCCCCGUCAUGCUUACCAUGAUUACCCAAGCCAUGCUAUCCACGUCAACCCCAGUCAUGCUAACCAUGACAACUCCAGUCAUGCUAUCAACGUCAACCCCAAUCAUGCUAACCACGACAACCCCAGCCAUGCUAUCAACGUCAACCCCAAUCAUGCUUACCAUGAUAACCCCAAUCAUGCUAUCCACGUCAACCCAAUUCAUGCUUACCAUGACAACCCCAGUCGUGCUAUCCACGUCAGCCCCAAUCAUGCAUACCAUGACAAGCCCAAUCAUGGAUGCCAUGACAAGCCCAAUCAUGCAUACCAUGACAAGCCCAAUCAUGUUUACCAGAACAAGCCCAAUCAUGCUAACCACGACAACCCCAGCCAAUGCUAUCAACGUCAACCCCAGUCAUGCUUACCAUGA